AUGCUGUCGAAUGCCGGAUUUCGAACGCACUGCAUCGGUGCUCUCAUCGCCUCGAAACAAAUGCAGCUCCUCUAUUACGAUCGAUCUUCUAUCUUUGUCUGCAAAGACUUUCACAUCGUCGACGCAAAUGGUGACGCUACAGACCUUUUCAUUGGCGCAAUCAUUAGCUUUUCCAGACUUACUGAAAAGCAACGCGGUAUCCAGAGGUCCCUUUGUGACGACUCGGCCAUGAUCAAGACGUACACCAUGAGGUGCAGAGAUGAUCCAAAAUCCCUAUUUCAAGGGGUGAAACUGAACCUGACCGUUUCGGAGGACGGGGCACAGGUAGUGCUUACACUUGGUCGUAUCAUCUCCCGCCAGCCCGGUAUCAUUGGGCGGGAUACCUGUGUGACGGAGGCGACGGCAAGUGAGUAUGAACCAUGGAAGGAGAAGGAACUGGUUGCGAAAAUAAGCUGGCCGGCUGCUUCGCGUGUCUCUGAGGUCGAGUUUGUGAUCAAGGCUCGGAAAAUGGCUCGGGAAAUGCCCCAACCACUUGUCGAUGGGGUUCAAAGUGAUUGGGCUUUAGACCAUCUUCCGGAUAUCAUUCACUCGCAAGAUUUCGAUUUUGACGCCGAUUCUCCUCAGGCAGCACUUCGGGAGUUUUUUCUGAAAGCCAAAUGGGCUAAUAAUCAGAUUUUCCUACAUGAAGAUCGCGUUUGUCGUGUUACAGUGCAGGAGAGACUGCAUCGACUAGAGGAGUUGAAGACGCCCCAAGAGUAUGCUCAAGUAAUAGUGGACAUCACCCAAAUUCACAAAUGGGUCUAUGACCAUCCAUGUAUCAUUCAUCGGGAUAUUAGCAUGGGGAACAUCAUGUGGCGACGAAAUCUCGCAGGAAUUAUAUGUGGUGUUCUGAACGAUUUUGACCUGGCUUCGUACCGAAGUGAGUCGGGAGCUACUUCCCGUCAUCGGACUGGCACGCGGCCGUAUAUGGCCUUCGAGCUCCUCAAGAAUGAUAAAGAAGGCAGACCGCCGAAGCAUCUUUAUCGACACGACCUGGAGUCCAUCUUAUAUGCCAUCCUCCAUCUCUCACGAUGUCAUGAACUGGACGGGUCCUUACCCGAGGGCGAAUCCCAAUUAGUUCGUGUUCCGUAUCCCACACUCGAUGAAUGGGUGCAUCUACCGUACGACAAAUUACAGGCGUCGAAGCAGUUCUUUUUUUUCACCUCCGAUCCGGGCGAUCCUGAAAUCGAGCCGACAUCUAGUUUUGAAGGGUUCAGGCCGUGGCUUGAGAGACUCUACAAUAUGUUCAGGACUGGAUUCAAGGCCCAGUCGACGUUCUAUGAUCUGUCAAAGGCUGCAGCGCAGAAAGCCUUGGCACCGGAACCAGUCGACCUGUUCAUCCCGAUGACAGAUGAAGUCGCGCCAUUUCAAGAUCCUGCCCCAUUCAACCACCACACUUUGGCUGGGAGUGUUGAUUACUUGAAGUUUCUCCGUGUGUGUCGCUACUUUGGUGGUGAACGGCUUCGCCUGCGGAAUUACCAGCUCGUACUAGAGGAGGAAACCUAG
Messenger RNA from Desarmillaria tabescens, 1545 nucleotides. RefSeq lists its product as uncharacterized. The record is from RefSeq and is a predicted model, not a curated record. Gene Ontology annotation, molecular function: protein kinase activity; ATP binding. Bases 1 to 1545 code for a protein of 514 amino acids. The transcript has 2 exons. Gene Ontology annotation, biological process: protein phosphorylation. Lineage: Eukaryota; Fungi; Basidiomycota; Agaricomycetes; Agaricales; Physalacriaceae.